Messenger RNA from Medicago truncatula (barrel medic), 1460 nucleotides. RefSeq names its product 1-aminocyclopropane-1-carboxylate oxidase homolog 1. The record is from RefSeq and is a predicted model, not a curated record. NCBI's taxonomy places the organism in Eukaryota, Viridiplantae, Streptophyta, Magnoliopsida, Fabales, Fabaceae. The coding region runs from base 150 to 1271 and encodes 373 amino acids. The transcript is spliced from 3 exons.
UUUAAUUUGUUAUACUUCAUUGACUUGGAUUGGUCUUAUCUGCAAAUCCUAUUUCAAUGUCCUCUCAUGUCUAAUUCUAUUUACUUUAACUUCAUACUUUGUGUUAGAGGAAGAAGACAGUGCUAUUCUGGUUUUGUUUCCUUCUCAACAUGGUGGUAAAAAACACAAAUCAAUUAGAGGAAGCCACUGAUUCCACUUAUGAUAGAAAAGCUGAAGUGAAAGCUUUUGAUGAUUCACGAGCAGGCGUCAAUGGUUUGGUUGAGUCUGGGGUUUCAAAGAUCCCACGCUUUUUCCAUGCCGGGAAGUUGGACAUCGGUGAAAACUCAACUUGUGACUCCAAGUUGAGUGUUCCGAUUGUAGACCUCAAAGACAUACACAACAAUCCAGCUCAACGUGUAGAUGUAAUUCAUCAAAUUCGAAGUGCAUGCCAUGAGUGGGGAUUUUUUCAGGUGAUUAAUCAUGAAAUUCCCAUUACCGUCUUGGAUGAAAUGAUUGAUGGAAUCCGUAGCUUUCAUGAACAAGAUGCUGAUGUAAGAAAAGAGUUUUACACGCGUGAUUUAAAGAAAAAAGUUAUGUAUUAUUCUAAUGUACACUUGUUUAGUGGGCAAGCUGCUAAUUGGAGAGAUACAUUUGGUUUUGCUGUUGCUCCUCAUCCAUUCAAACCCGAGGAAGUGCCACCAAUAUGCAGAGAUAUUGUGAUUGAAUAUUCACAGAAAAUAAAGGAGUUGGGUUUCACAAUCUUUGAGUUGUUGUCAGAGGCACUAGGACUUAACUCUUCUUACCUCAAAGAGUUGAAUUGUGCUGAAGGACUCUUUAUUUUGGGUCACUGCUAUCCACCGUGCCCUGAACCUGAGUUAACUAUGGGCACUACAAAGCAUACUGAUAGUAACUUCAUGACAUUACUUCUACAAGACCAACUUGGUGGUCUUCAAGUUCUUCACAAGGAUAAAUGGGUCAACGUCCCUCCGGUACAUGGAGCUCUUGUUGUAAACGUUGGAGAUCUUCUACAGCUUAUCACGAAUGACAACUUCGUAAGUGUUUAUCACCGAGUCUUAUCUCAUAAUAUAGGCCCGAGAAUUUCUGUAGCAAGCUUCUUUGUGAAUUCUCCUGACCCAAUCGAAGGUAAGUCAAAGGUUUAUGGUCCUAUUAAGGAACUGCUUUCAGAAGAAAACCCACCAAUCUACAAAGACAUUACCAUAGAAGAUUUCUUGGCACAUUAUUAUGCAAAAGGCCUUGAUGGGAACUCUUCCUUGCAGCCCUUCAAGUUGUGAAUUCAACAUGUAAAUGCAAUUUUGAUACUCAUGGAGGUCACAAUAGUCUAUCUAAAUAACAAGCCAUGUUUUCAGCUAUAAGUGUGCUCUAUGUCAUGUAUCAAGUAUCUAAGACUGAAAUAAAUGAAUUAUCUAUGUUUGUUGACAUUUUUCUGAAAUAAUUGGAAUGAACUAUGAAGUUAUGACCAA